This is a messenger RNA of Oryzias latipes (Japanese medaka), 2400 nucleotides long. RefSeq names its product calcitonin receptor-like a (gene calcrla). Gene Ontology annotation, molecular function: calcitonin receptor activity; adrenomedullin receptor activity; calcitonin gene-related peptide receptor activity. Gene Ontology annotation, biological process: angiogenesis; cell surface receptor signaling pathway; adenylate cyclase-activating G protein-coupled receptor signaling pathway. Gene Ontology annotation, cellular component: plasma membrane. The record is from RefSeq and is a predicted model, not a curated record. Lineage: Eukaryota; Metazoa; Chordata; Actinopteri; Beloniformes; Adrianichthyidae.
GUGGCAAAGCCAGCCGCAGCUUCCAGCUCCUCAGCUGUACUCUGUGAUGUAACAGGAAGUAGUGGGUUGACUUCCAACGUCAAGCUGACAGCCGUCCUAACCUCCCCUUAUGAGCGCCGGAGAUCUGCUGCUGUCGGUACCCCGACACGAAAGCACCCGAUUCACGAAGAGCCUUUUCACGGAUUCCUUGAGAGCUGAGACCGCUACAGACGAACCACCCCGCUGCUGCUGCCGGACUCAUUUCUGAGGACCGUCAUAGCCGUGGGUUUGAACGCUCGUGGAGGGGCAUCAUCUGGAACUUCCAGCCACUGUUCCGUACAGGAGAUCGGCAGCUGGGAAAUUGUCGUCUCAACCCCCCCAACCCCAACAUGGCUGAGUGGAAGCUGGAUCGCUUUGGAUGGAACUGGAUGGUGGCUCUUGUACUUCUGAGCAGUCCAACAAUGGUGAAGCCAAGCCCUGAUGUCAAUGAAAGUCAGCACCAGCCAACAAAUGUUUACCACGACAUUGGGGUUACCAGGAACAAGAUAGUGACCGCGCAGUUUGAGUGCUACCAGAAGAUAAUGAAAGAAAAUACUCACAGCAGACAAGAGGCCAUGUGUAAUCGAACUUGGGAUGGCUGGUUGUGCUGGGAUGACACGGCUGCAGGGGUCACUUCAGAGCAGCACUGCCCUGAUUACUUCCAGGAUUUUGAUCCAUCGGAAAUGGUUACAAAGAUUUGUACUGAAAACGGCCACUGGUUCCUGCAUCCCGAGAGCAACCGGACAUGGACCAACUACACUCGCUGCAAUGAGCACACCAAUGAAGGCAGAAUGACUGCGAUGAACCUUUUUUACUUGGCCCUCAUUGGACAUGGCUUGUCUCUUGUCUCCCUCUUCAUUUCUUUGGCAAUCUUUUUCCAUUUUAAAAGCCUGAGCUGCCAAAGGAUCACCCUUCACAAAAACCUUUUCUUCUCAUUUGUCCUGAACUCUGUCAUCACCAUCAUUUGGCUGACUGCCGUGGCCAACAACCAGGAGCUGGUGCAGAGGAAUCCAACAAGCUGUAAAGUCUCCAUGUUUAUUCAUCUGUACCUCUUUGGCUGCAAUUACUUCUGGAUGCUGUGUGAGGGCAUCUAUCUGCACACUCUAAUCGUGGUGGCCGUGUUUGCUGAGAAGCAACACCUGAUGUGGUACUAUCUUCUUGGCUGGGGAUUUCCUCUUAUUCCGGCUUCCAUACACGCAAUUGCUAGGAGUUACUACUACAACGACAACUGCUGGAUAAGCUCCAAAACAUCCCUGCUCUACAUCAUCCACGGUCCCAUAUGUGCCGCUCUUGUGGUCAACGUCUUUUUCCUGCUUAACAUUGUGAGGGUUCUCAUCACCAAGCUGAAGGUAACCCACCAGGCAGAGUCCAGUCUCUACAUGAAGGCAGUGAGGGCCACCCUCAUCCUGGUCCCUCUUCUGGGGAUACAGUAUGUCCUGCUUCCCUACAAGCCAGGUGGGCGGGUCUCCUCUGAAAUCUACGACUACAUCAUGCAUAUACUGAUGCACUACCAGGGUUUGCUUGUGGCCACCAUCUUCUGCUUUUUCAAUGGAGAAGUCCAAGCUGUUCUGAGGCGGCACUGGAACCAGUACAAUAUCCAGUUUGGCAGCAGCAUAGGGAACCACUCGGACGCCCUCCGCUCCGCCUCCUACACAGCCUCCUCCAUCACGGAGGUCCAGGGCUGUUACUCCAUCGACGGCCACACGGAACAUAUGAACGGCAAGAGCUGCCACGACACCGAGCAUGCGUCCAUGUUGAAGUCAGACAGCCCGUUCGCCUGAGGGUUUUUCCCCAAAACUUUGUCCUAACGUUCAUCUCUGCAACAAGCUGCGCCGUGUUUUGGGCGACUGUGGACACUCCUCCCUAUUUAUACAAAACCAAAUGAAGCAGUGGAAACAGACUGGAAUCUUCACGUUCCCAUUAAAUCGAUGUUUUCCGGAAAGUGCAAGGUGAGCUCGGAGCAGCUCCUUCUCCCCAUUAUCUGGGAUUAUUCUGUCCUAUAACCCCAGCAUUGUAAACUUUUUUUUCCUUAACAAUUAUGUCUGUGACUGAAUGAUUUAUUAUCGAAUGCUCAUGUAUCCCUUUUCACGUGAUUUUGUGCACAAACCAGCCUUUUGGAUACACUGUGAACUCUGUCUGACACGGUUUUGCCAAACUAAGGAAAAAAAAUGGCCUUGCGCCCUUUUUUUCUUCAUAUCUUAAAAAAAGUAUAUAAAAAGGGAAACAGCCAAGAAGUGUAUUGUAAUAUAUAUGAAAGAUAUAUUCUUUUUAUUUACUGUAUAUUUAAAAGCUAAUUUAUCUACAUUUCCAUAUAUUAAAUAACAAAAAAAUAGCACACAGUGUUUAUGAUUGAUGACACUUUUGUAAACAUGUGGACACAUA